This is a messenger RNA of Amorphotheca resinae ATCC 22711, 2337 nucleotides long. RefSeq lists its product as hypothetical. Gene Ontology annotation, cellular component: extracellular region. The transcript has 2 exons. NCBI's taxonomy places the organism in Eukaryota, Fungi, Ascomycota, Leotiomycetes, Helotiales, Amorphothecaceae. Gene Ontology annotation, biological process: ceramide catabolic process; long-chain fatty acid biosynthetic process; sphingosine biosynthetic process. Gene Ontology annotation, molecular function: N-acylsphingosine amidohydrolase activity. The coding region runs from base 1 to 2337 and encodes 778 amino acids. The record is from RefSeq and is a predicted model, not a curated record.
AUGGACCCUUUUCAGGAUUUGAAGGCCGGGCCUUCUGAAGACCAACCCCGACUAGCCCCAGACAGCUCGAAACUGCGACGCUUCAUCAAGCUGGGCUGUAUUGCCAUAGCUCUCCUCCUGGCUUGUGCCGUUUUUACUGAGAAGUCGUCCUACGGCAGAAAGCAAGGCUGGAUUUGGAGGCUUCAUGAGGAAUAUGGUAGCAGUGAGAAUCACCAAAAACACUCAAAUGGGAGCCUGUAUCUAUUGGGGGUUGGGAAGGCGGAUAUAACAGGGCCCGUUGUCGAGAUUAACAUGAUGGGAUACGCAGAUACAAAACAAUUGGGAUCGGGUCUUCGACAAAGACUAUACUCUCGAGCUUUCAUCAUUGGAGACAUAGAUCACCCGGAAGAUAGAUUUAUCUAUCUUGUUCUCGACACUCAAUCAGGAGAUACUGCCAUUAGGUAUGGAAUAUUGGAAGGGCUGGCGAGGCUAGGGCCCGAUUUCCAGGUUUACGGACAGCACAACUUGGCAGUCACCGGUACUCACUCUCACUCGGGCCCAGGAGCUUGGCUGAACUAUCUACUUCCUCAGAUUACAAGCAAGGGGUUUGACAAGCAAUCUUAUCAGGCCAUUGUCGAUGGUGCGGUUCUGUCCAUCCAGCGAGCACAUGAGAGCUUACAGCCUGGAUAUUUGACUAUUGGGUCUACUAAGGUUUUCGGCGCAAAUAUUAAUCGAAGUCUCUAUGCCUACCUUGCGAAUCCAGAAGAAGAGAGGGCAAGGUACAACAUGAGUACUGAGGACGAUGGAUCUGUUGAAAAGGAUUUAACCUUAUUGAGAUUCCAACGAGCCUCUGACGGUAAGAAUACCGGAGUACUUACUUGGUUUCCUACACACGGCACAUCGAUGCUAGGGAACAACACUCUCAUCUCAGGAGACAACAAAGGAGUUGCAGCUGAUAUAUUUGAAAAGAGCAUUUCCGGAGACGAUAAUGCCGCUGAAGGAUUCGUCGCCGGUUUUUCACAGGCCAAUGUUGGGGACACAAGUCCAAAUGUCCUGGGUGCAUGGUGCGAAGAUGGAACCGGCCAAGAGUGCAGUUUCAGGAAUAGUACAUGCAGUGAUGGCAAAAGUCAAUACUGUCAUGCUCGUGGGCCCUUCUUCCGUGUCAAAGAUAACGGAGCGUCGUCUUGCUACGAAAUUGGCAAGAGACAGUUCGAGCCUGCUAGGCGUCUGUAUGACAACAUUGAUAGGGAAGGAAAGCCUGUCACUGGUUCAUCUGUCAAGUCCUUCCAUACCUUCAAAGAUAUGUCCAACUUUAGUUUCCCCCUUUCCAACGGGAGCUACGUGCGUACAUGCCCCGCAGCUUUGGGCUAUUCGUUUGCUGCUGGCACGUCCGAUGGUCCCGGUGCUUUUGAUUUUACGCAAAAUGAUCCCAACGCGCCAGAUGCUUCGCCUAUCUGGCAAGUUGUGUCCGGCAUACUCAAGGCCCCCAGCAAGGAACAAAAGCGAUGUCACUUCCCUAAGCCAAUCCUGCUUGACGUUGGAGAAAUCACCUCCCCUUAUCAGUGGACCCCUAACAUUGUUGAUGUACAAGUAUUUCGAGUUGGACAGUUGGUGAUCAUCGUGAGUCCUGGAGAGGCAACGACAAUGGCCGGCCGGCGUUGGAAAGAAGCCGUUCAUGCUUCCGCAGCUUCAAUGGCACUCUCUGGUUCAUCAGCCGUUGAUCCGGUAGUCGUUAUUGGAGGUCCUGCGAAUAGCUACACUCACUACAUAUCCACGCCGGAGGAAUACGGUAUUCAAAGAUACGAAGGUGCAUCCACGCUCUACGGACCCUUCACAUUGAAUGCUUAUAUCAACCUAACUCUCUCUCACCUCCCAUACCUCGGCGCAUCCUCGAUCUCUCAGCCUGACCCCGGACCAUUCCCUCCCAACAACGUCAACAGAUCCCUCUCCUUCAUCACCGGCGUAGUCUACGACGGUGUGCCCGUCUUCAAAUCCUUUGGCGACGUUAUAACAGAUGCAGAGCCAUCAUAUGCCAUCGGUUCCAAGGUCUCCGUGAAGUUUAUCGCGGGGAACCCGCGCAACAACCUCCGUCUCGAGCAGACCUACGCAGCAGUUGAAAAACUUGAUCCAGAGUCCGGUAAGUGGGUUAUAGUUAGGGACGACAGUGACUGGGGUUUGAUCUUCAACUGGAGGAAGACCAGCCAGAUUCUUGGGACGAGCGAGGCGGAGAUCGUUUGGGAGACAGAGGAGUGGGCUGCUGGUGGCCAGUAUCGUAUAAAAUAUUUCGGUGACUCGAAGGCGGUUGGCGGGAAGAUCACGGCUUUUGAAGGGACGAGUAGGGUCUUUGUUUUGGAAUAA